UUUCGGUCUUGGAGCUCUAGUGCACACACGCGUUCUCUUUGCGAUGGAUUAUCGUCAAUAUCAGGCGCAGGAUAACUCGAUGGUGUCGUCAGCGCGCGGCAUGGCGCGGCUUAACGGCAGCAACCGAGCAGCCUGGAACGCCAUGGACCUGCAGAUCGGCGCACAGGUGCCGCCUUCCAAUGCCCGUGGCGCCCCUGAAGACGGCGGCGCAUUAUCCGCCCGCAACGUGUUGCUUCGCCAAAAAUUACAGGAGCGCAAGCGCUACGACUCGGCAGACGACGCCAUGAAGAAGGCGGCGGCGCGCGCUGCGAAUCGGUAUCAGAAUCAAUUGCAACCGAAUCAGACGCCAGUUCAAGCUCCACCAAAGAAUCAGAUUCAGUCGCCGGCAAAGAUCGGCCAAUCGGCCUUCUUCAACGCCAUGCAGAGCGAGAGCCCCAAGCGCAAUGUGCAGCGCAACACGCCCACGGCACAGUACGAGCCUCCAGGAGGCGCCGAACGGGGCCGCAACAUCCUGAUCCAGCGUAAAUUACAGAGCAAGGCGUCGUUCGACUCGGCGGACUAUCAGAUGGCCAGAGCACGGCACAUGGAGGAGGACACUGAAAUGGAGGAUGUGAGUGAAGUAGAGCAGAGACAGGAGGAGGCUGUGAGCUCUCCCUGUGCGUCCACCGUUGCGAAUGCCAGUCGACGUCAGUUCGCCAGUAUGAGUCCCAGUCGAGCUGGCAAGUACGGGGCGCUUGAGAACCGGAAGAAGCCCAGUCGACGCGAUCUGCUUGAAAAGAAGCAGGCAGAAGACCCUGCUAUGGCUGAAAAGUCGCAACAGGCAGGAGGAUCCGACUAUGGCAAGAUGUCGGCCGCUCACGUGCUGAUUCGACGCAAAUUGAAGGAACGGAAGCGCUUUGACUCGGCAGAUUAUGCGAUGGAGCAGCAGGGACAGCCCACUGAUGUGCCUGCUGAUGUCGCCGCUAGCCCUGCUGUUCCUGGCGAGGCAUCCGCGCGAUAUGGCGCGUUGGGUGCUUCGCAGGCAUCCAUUAAUCACCAGGUGAAGCAUAUUAAGCUGUCGGAGGACCCUGGUGGACGUGUGGCCUCGUCAGCCAAAGCCGUGGUUGCAAAUGCUGCACAGGCCGCCUUGGUGGCUCGAGCAGCACGAUACGCGGGUCUGAAAGGCACAGGAGAAGCCAAGCCAAUGCCAAAUAGCAACGCGUCACAAGCGGCGUGCGAUCGCUACGGACUGGACAAGAGUGCGGCGCCCACGGGCGCUGCCGCUGCACGCAAUGUGGUGCUGCAACGCAAGCUGGCAGAGCGCAAGAUCUUCGACUCGGCCGACCACUUCAAGAAAGCCGCGUGAACACAGCGCGCCACAUCACAUCGCGCCGUUGACGGCCACAUUGUAAAAGGAGGUUGAACGGAAGAAGUAAGUAAGUGACGUUUGUAACAGUGAUGGGUCGAGGAGAUAAGAAAGCAAGUGCUAGGCUGGUAGGGCUGUGAAAAGCAGCAUUCAUCUCGAGCAAGGACCAGCAAGUUUUCGGAUACCAGCGACAUUGGCCAUUGCUGGAACUACGCGCAAGAUUGUUGAUUUGCAUGGAUAGUUUUGCAUAAAGUGAAUGAAGAAGUGAAAUAAAAAA
Messenger RNA from Phytophthora infestans T30-4, 1622 nucleotides. RefSeq lists its product as uncharacterized. Gene Ontology annotation, molecular function: protein phosphatase inhibitor activity. The coding region runs from base 80 to 1345 and encodes 421 amino acids. The record is from RefSeq and is a predicted model, not a curated record. Gene Ontology annotation, cellular component: cytoplasm. The transcript has a single exon. Lineage: Eukaryota; Oomycota; Peronosporomycetes; Peronosporales; Peronosporaceae.